AAGGAGGUUCUUGUUUAGCGUCAUAAAGCUGAAACGCGUUUUGAUCCAUAUUCAUGGAAUUGGGUAUUCAAUCGUCCCAACGCAGACAUGCCAAGGGAGGAUUUGUGUGAGUACAAUAACCAUUCAUUUCAUAUAGUCAGUUUUAACUUUUUGGACGCGUAAUUCGCCUUCUCGCGUUCAUGGUCAAUUAUAACUAGUUAUUGACAUUUCCCUGCUGCCAGAGGCCUCUUUUCUCUAGUGAUCCUGCCCGCCGAUAGACUGCGAACCGCAGACGAAUUUCCGGUCGUCGCCUCUCUUCUCCGAAAAAUAACUAAGCCCGCCGAAUACCAGGAAAAAAGGCCUCUGCUGGCAGGGAAUAUUGACGUUGAAAGGUCGUGUCAUUUUAUUGAUUCUUUAACCAGGCUUCUUUAACCUUUUGGUUUAUAAUAACUGAUUUAUGCUUACGCAUAUCAUGAGGAAAUAGAUUUAUUUUUUCACAGUUAAACAAAAUGAGAACUUGGUGUUUUAGCAUUUUUUAAUACAUCCCAUCGAUAGAAGAGGGAAGAGAGAGGUUUCAAGGAAGGUGCCAAUAACCAGCGGCCCUUUGUCAGGGUCGUAACAUGGUAUAUGGGCUCAGGGCUCAACGCCCAAAAUAUGACUGGGAUCAGGGCUCAGAGGAAAGGGCUCAGGGCUCAGAAAAAUGAGAUCAGGGAUCACAAGGCUUUUGAGCCCGAAUCAGGGAUCAGAUUUAUUACACGGUCUAAAAAUCUCUUAUCACAUAAAAUUUCCUGGCCGAGGUACAUUACCUAUUCUUACUUCCGGCUGGUGGCAGUUCCUGUCAUACGAAGUCCUGGUUGUUUGAUGAAAACAUGGUAUCAUAUUCUUAAGUUAUUUUAUUGUUGAGGGCCCUGUAAUAUGAAUCUCAAGUCACUUUUCUUGCUUUGUAACGCAACUCCUCAACGCGCUGUCAAACGCCCGAAGGCAGAGAAAGCGAUUUAUACAUAUCUUUUUCUGCGAGAAGAGGGGAAGAAGAAAAAGGACAAAAAGAAAUCCUGUGACAGAGAAAGGUACGUAAGUACUUCCUUGACUGAUUUACUCCUGGCAAGGGUCCAAGCAUAGAGUUCUUGGGCCCAUCAAACAUAACAAUACCGCCAGGACAAUAGACAAACCGAUUCAUUGAAAGCGGAAUUUACUGUAUAGGUCCCGAUUGCCUCAUCGCCUCAAGCAAGUCACUAGGCGACUAUAAAUCGAGGUUCGUAUUUUUUGACCGGUAACUUAACUCUUAAAAGUACUUAAAUAAUUAGAGUGGACGUCAAAAGUAGAAUACAAAAGUGCAAUGAAUUCGCGCGCUUUGUUGCAAAAUAAAUGCUUUCUCGCAAUUUAAUAAAUCUGCUCUAAUUGCAUGGAGUUUUAGGCUUAUCUCGAACUCUGAUGAGAAACUGAGAUCGGUUCACCUACCAGUACUAGUAUUGGGCCGGGAAAGUAAAGGACACAUUCCAUUAAUGUAUAACUGAUAAACGCCUGUGUGAUAAAUAGUCUGAAAUUACAGUGGAGAAUUGGUGAAAAUAAAGUGGAACACCAAAGACUUACCUCGGUGAAAUAAAAGUAACAAAACCUUUACAGUUUAUUUUCUUUAGUUUUUUUUUUCAUAAAAUAAACGGUGGAAUUGGCGAAAGGAAUGUUGCAUACUAGGUGCAAGUAGCAGAGUCUGGAGGAAUUUAAGAUAUUAUAGCACUCAGCAUGAGGGGCUAUCAGUAAGGGGCCCACUAUUUGAUUUUUGAGCCGAGGAUGGGUUAUUUUUUUCAUGCAAGAUUUUCUCAGACCUCAUUCAUGCAGUGGUUAUUUUGUUUUGCACAAAAUUUACAGACUUUAGUGACAAUAUUGAUCUGCAAGAAUUAUUUCGGAUCUUUGGGCUAUUCGGCCUCGGCUUAUGUAGUGGUUGGCCCCGAAAGGUAUCACCACCUUAUGGAGCCUGAAUUUUUUAGUGGAGCGAGAACACCCGCUCUGAACGACUAUGCAUCACAGCGGCCCAGCUGCCUUUUAGAAUCAAUAGAGAGGCUCCACCAAUCCUCGUUUAUAUUAUAUACCGGUCGUCAAAGCCAUUACACACAGAGAAAGCUGGGUCCAAAGGCACCGGAAUGGCUUCGAAAGUCGUACAGCAAGAGUAAACCUUAAGGAUGAUAGUGACAAGGAAACGAGCGCGGAGUGAAAGGAGCGACAAAGGAAGGCAUUGCAGAGCUUUGCGAAAGAAUUUGGACGGGGUGUACGACAGCAACAAACGAGAGAGAAGACCAAGAAAGAGCUGGUACACUUCCACUUGCUCUAAAUAUGUUCAGAAGGAAUGCGUCGGCACAUGGAGAAGUCGACCUAAUGACCUGCUGAAAGAGGUUCAAGGGAGUGAAGGACAAACUAUAGUUCAAGACGCAGCCGAAGAAUACGGGAUUAUCUAUUCAAAAGGCGACGUAGUUGCUCUCAAGCACAAUUACAAGAGGUAUAUCAUCGUUUAAUCUUCCUUGCAUUUCUUUUAAAAGAUCUCCACCAUAACCGUGAUGCAUUCCUGGAAGAUCACAUGGGUUUGAGAUAACUGGAACAGUCAGAAGAAGAUCCCCUUGUAUACCAGACUGGGCACCGUGACGAUAGAAAUUCACCUAAGUGUAUCAUCGGGAAAGUUCAAAUAAUAAAAAUGGAAACAACUUCUGUUUGAGCUGCGUUGAAGAGCAACGCCUAGUUGCAUUGCUCCACGGGUUAAUUUAAUCAGAUGAUUCACCUGCGUCAUGUGGUGACGAAGAGGAAGGGGAGCAAGCUCAGGCGGACAACUUUUCAGAGCCAAUUAGUUUUGAAGCUGGAAGGAGUAGGUCUAGAAGACCUACAACCAGAUAUGACCUCUGACAAUCUACAAUGGUUAUUAAGCCCGGAAAAGCCAUUAAUGAGCUUGAUACAGAAAAGCUGUUAAACUGUAGAACCUGUGGCUUGCAUCAUUUAAUUUUUUUACUUCAUGUAAAGCAGGUAUUUUGCCAUUGGUAAUUGAUCGUGAACCUCACUGUAACACACACAGAGUGAAAGAAGAAAUUCACAUAAGACUACAACAUCAGCAUGGAUAGCAGAAUAGAAAGCUCUGAUAGAACCUACACGUUUCACUAAAAAUUAAAGUUGAUGUUUUUCUCAUCAGCCCAUUUGAGCAUGUUCUAUAUUCUAUAUUUUGAGAUUGUUAAACAAAGUUGCCUAAAAGUAAAAUUUUGUGUAAAAACAUGGAUGGGAUCAAUUCUUUUCUCAGGGCUCAGGGAUCAAAAUUUUGGGGAAAAUGAAGCUCAGGGAUCAAAAUAACGGCAAGAAAAUAGGGAUCAAUGGGUCCCAGAUAUACCAUGUUACGACCCUGCUUUGUGUUCAAAAGUAUUCCUCUGAUUAGCCGUCUGAUUAUCAUCUUGCAGACCGGUGAGGGUAAAAGGCCGAAUGAGUUUGCGGAAUGGCAUGUGGCAUGGCUUGAGGAAUGACAUAAUUAUGCGGAAUGUAAAAUAUGGAAAUUGGCGCAAAGAAAUAAAUUAAACUAAAAGGCAUGCGUGCGUCAUUGCCGCGCCUCUUUUGGCGCCAAUUUGAGUGAGCUUCACGCAUUUAGACAUUUAUCUAAAACAUACCUGAGAAUUGGCAACGGUUCCUGAAAGCAGCCUCCAAACGAAAACAUUGAAGUCCGGUAAAUAUAGUGAGGCGUGACAAAAAAAAACUUAGUUUCCUCGAUUGUAAAGUAACAAGACGCAAUAUCUUCUUUUUCCGUUAUCCUUAGCGAAUUACCAUUGUUAAAGUCCUUAUUUUUCGAUAGAAAGUGAGUACCAGAAUACUUGUGCCUUUGAGUUUUUGCUUCUUCAAAAUACUGUCGGCAUCGAAAAUGUUACUCCUUCGAUCAAGAAUUACGUUGCGUUACUACCUUUAUUUCGUGACUGUCAUUUUGACAGUUCCGUCUCUUCAAACGUACGUUGUGCCACGUGCAGUCACGGAACAGACUGUCACGCAGUUUCGCCGGCGGGUAAAGUUCAGUGUUUCAAAAUGGAUAAAAUUGACCCAGUUUCACCUUUUUACCCCAUUCUUUCAUUGAAAAAAGCAAUUUUGCAAAGGGAAAACCUACAAGACGUACGAAAAACGAGCCUUUAGGCUGUAAAUAUCUAUUUAUGUGCGUUUCGAAAUUGGAAGUGUUUACUCAAUGCAGACAAUUACCGCCAGCCUGUCAUGAAAAUUCCUGAACUUCGAUGGUGUCUUACAGAGAUUUCCUUCACUUACCCAAGCCAAUUCCCAGGUAUGUUUUGAAUGAAUGUCUAAAUCUGUGAUUUAAAUAGAAAGAAGAGAAUUUGGAGGUAUACCACAUGUUAAAUAUUGCCGUCGAAAAUGAGUAACGAACUUAAAUGUUUGUUAUCCUGAAAACCUAUCCCUCAUUUUUAAAUAUAUUUCAGCACGACCAGGUUCCCUAUUGGCUAUUGUCCAGAAAGUAUCUUCUAGUGGAAGGAAAAUAAUUUUUCUGUUCGUAGAAAGUGUCCAAAUUUCUCCAUCCAGCUUCGUUUGCGAACGCGAGGAAAGUUGAUCUUAGCGAAUUUCAGGUUAAAAAUUAAUUCGGUCUGAGACUCCAACGUCGAAAACCGAUCUUCUAUUUUUUCUCACGAAUUAAAGGCUUUCGGCGGGAACAAUCUACGUUAGGUUUCUUAUAUACCUAAAAGCUCUAUAUGAACAAACAUGAAAGAAAUUGAUUUUUCAACUCUUGCCACGAAAUUAAGAUUUUGGUCGAUUUUUCUGUUUCGCACGUCUCAAGCUCGCAACUGAGGAAACAAAGUACAAGAUUCGAUUCAUCUCUGAAUAUUAUCAAUCAUGUCACGAUCACGUAACCCAGAGUCUCAUAAAGAAACACUUUUCACUCACACGGUUUCGAAUACAAAUGUAGGUAACAAGAAACUGUUAAGUUAAUCGUACAAACAUCUUUUGCAGAAAAAAUUAAACUAGAAGGGAGCGUGACCUUCGAAAACAUCUUUUCUUCAAUAGACGAAGAAUCUUUUUGGCUGUGCGGAAAAGGCUGCUCGACAAUGAGCCUUCGUGGUUUUUUGAUUGUCAUCGUAUGUUAAGUCCGCAACAUUAAAACAGCAGCUGCCUUUGCAAAUUGAUUGGCGCCAAUUUGCAAAAAAAGGGCGCUCUUUUCAGUUUAAUUUAUUUCUUUGGAUCAUUCAGCUUCGUAUAUUAAAUUCCGCAUAAUUAUGUCAUUCCGCAAGCCAUGCCACAUGCCAUUCCGCAAACUCAUUCCGUCUUUUACCCUCACCGCUUGCAGACCGCCAUUUAAAGCCUCAUCAAGAUCCCUUCAAAUGGCACCUCCAUCACCUCCAAUGUUGGAUGACAUACUCUCACAAAUGUCUCAAAGAGAUUUCCCAUCCACGCAGCUUUUCCGUUCAAAUUCCGAGUUCUUCAACAACAAUGCAGCUAGCAUUGGUACCUCAACAGCAGUUGACUUGCUUGACAACGAAAGAUCAUUUCUGCACAGCAGCACCUACAGUAGAUAUUCGAGACAGAUCCAUGAUAAAUGGAUACCAAGUGAAGCACAGAUUUCUCAUUCAAGAUAUUCGCAGCCGUCGCUGUUCAUUGAGGAUGAAGAUGAUUAUGGAGGGGAUGAGAUUUUGCAAGACUCCCCUGAGCUUUUCACUCAACGAAGUGACUUUCACAAGGACCUUACUGUGGAUUCAGAAGGUAGAGCAGCAAACGUAUGCGAAUUGUAUUAGUUUAACCUGUGUGCGAACGCUUUCUUUAAUUUUUCCAUUGUCGGAUUAGACGUCUGGGCAGACAAGUUACAGAUUUCCGCAAAAACUUUUCUAUUACUAACAUACUUUUAAUUAAGUUCUGUUAUAUUUUUAACCAUAAUAUCUCCAUUAGUUCAAGUUUAAUUUAAAUAUGACCAGAAAACUAAGGACAUUUAUUUUCCAGAGAGUACGGCUCUGAAAGAUAGAAUUCUCACGCUUUAGCAAUAGACCCGUCCAAGGUGUUUUUUUUUUUUUUGAACUUCUGAUAAAGAGAAGUGCAGCGAAUAUCCAUCGACACCGCUGGAAAGAGGGCCUUAAGCUCCACAAAGUGGCGAAAUUUUACAGACGUUUGUAUGGUGAGUAGACGAACUUGUCCCCCGUCAUACAAACGUCUGUAAAAUUCCGCGACUUCGUGGAGCUAUUCUUCGUUAGUUUUCUCGAACAAAUCACCCUCAAAAUUGACACCUUUACUGAUUUUAAGGCGUUCUUUCCAGCCGUAUUGAUAGAUUUUCGCUAACUGGUCCUCGUAAAAAGUUGAAAACCCCGUCGUAAGGUCUAUUACCGAUUGGAAAAGUUCGGACAAAAAAGAGGGCGUGGCCUCCUCGGAAUCCUACUAAUUUUACUCAUUGAGUUGUUGAACUAAGGCCUUGGCAAAACGUCGAACUUUUCAUGAGACGAACCAAACUCUAAUCUGGAUUGACCUAAAUUAACUUAACAUCGUCUGUUGGGUCAGAUGUCGAUCUUAGGACGCGUCAAAUCAAUCAACUGAAUCAGACCAAAAAGCACUUUUAACAAAUUUUCUCCCGAACGAUGCUCGGCCCAAGACGAUCUUCGGACGUUCUAUCCGUCUGAAGCAGACCGAUAGAACGUGUUGGACGAUCCAAACUUAUCUAGACUAACGUAACUGAGCCAAACCUCCAACUUUUCAUGAACUUAUCUCACUAUAUAAGUUUGGUUCGACUCGUGAAAAGUUCGACGUUUGGCCCAGGGCUAAGAACGGGACUCGUUAUAGUACUUUUGGAUUUUUGCCUCUUCAUCUUGCAAUGAUCUCGGUUAACCGUUUCUGCCUAGACCUUAAUAUUGAGUAGAAGACUUAGCAAACUAUUAUUAUACUACAUCUAGAUUACAUGUAAAAAUCUACUCAAGUGACCACGAAUCUUAUACAUUUAUACAUCGCUCAUUUAUUGGAAGUGUAAUUUUUAUUCUUGACAGGGUUAGCGUUGAAUGACUAUGACCUGGAUCGGGAAGAGAUCCAAGCGUCCUAUCAAGUUCUACAACCACAAUACAACCUUGGUACUCCAGGACAGCUCGUUAUCCCAGGUAGUGAAAGUAUCUCACGUUGAAAUUUGCAGUGAAAUAUCUAUACACAGUGUUCAUACUGCCUAAGACAAAAUCCUAGAAAAAUAACAUGAAAACAUGUUUCUAGUUGGAUUUUUCUUUAUUGAUGAUUAAUAAAAGAGAACUUGAAUUAACGUUGUUACUUUGGAUUCCCUCCUUUGUCGCAACCUCGGGUGCUCCACAGUUUUUGGGUUCACUAUUUUGUUUUAGGUCAGGAGACCAUGGGCUCCUGCUUAAGUUCGGGGGAGAUCUACUGAAAUAUACCCCGCUCAGAAUUACAGAUAGAACUGAAUCAAUCUAUGUAUCUUUUGCAGCUUAUGGAAAUGAAUCUAACGACGCAAGUUCCGUGAUUGGACUUCGAUCUGUCAAUGAAAUACGUAUCCUUUAAACGUUAUUUGGAUGACGUCGGAUUGAAAGUAUGACUGACCUUCUCACUCACACGACAUGAACCUAAAUAGUGAUAAGGAGUAUCGCAGCAUCCGUCAAUUAACCAAAUGUACAUUUUGUGUACCUCUAAUUAAAUGAUGCUGUUUCGUUUUCCUUAACAAUUUUAGCUAAUCCAUUUCGUUCGGUUUUUAGUAAAUUUCCCUAUUUCAACAUUGCCCAGUCCAAAGUAUUUGAAGAGGUGAUGUACACAGACAUACCUAUGGUUGUAUGUGCUCCAACCGGAUCUGGCAAAACAGUCAUUUUUGAACUAGCUAUAAUACGGCAGUUGAUGAACUCUGCAACACGCCCAUCAAAGGCUAAAGUUGUUUACAGUAAGUCACAUAUGCUGACUUAGUAAGGAUCGAUAUGUAUCAAUCGAUAACAACACAGUUUUAAUUUGCCCUUAGACUAGGACAGCCAAAGGACACCAUCGUCUGCUGAAGACCAGCAGUCAAGCAGAUAAAUAUUGCCAUCAAUAACGAAGUGACUAUUGCAAGACAAUCGAAAAAACGAACCUAUUAUACACAAACCAGGAUAAAGAUAACAUCUUUCAUGAUCAUUAGGUAAAGGGCGUUGACUCAACCAAUGUUUAAGCAAUUCAAGAUUCAACUAAAAGCAAACUAACGUGAAGCAGUAUUAAGCCAAAAGUUUCAUCGCCGGUUGUAAGUAAGUCAAUACUAGUAAGGUUUAAGCAAUAUUUAGCUUAUUUUAAUGCAAAUAAAUUCUAGAUUCUUUCUCUUAAUACAUUAUUGAGCCUUAAGGAACAAGUGUCACAACAUAGAGUUUUAUUACUCGCGCAAGUGAAGAUUCACAAUGCGUCUGCAUCUAUUUUUCUUUUAAAGUGGCUCCAAUGAAGGCGUUGUGUAGUGAGCGCUUCAUGGACUGGAAAGACAAAUUUGGACCAUUCGGAUUAAAGUGUAAAGAGGUGACGGGCGAUAGUGAGCUGGACGACUACUAUGAACUCCAGAAUGUCCAUAUUAUCAUGACCACACCGGUAAGCUCGGGGUUUGUUUCGGAGAAGUAUCAAUAGGGUGAUGCGCUGUGAGAAAAAAUGGCUUAUAAUGGCGAAAUCGUGGAACAAGGGAAUUGACCAAGCUCACAGCAUUAACCAUUCAUGAAUCAGAAAAAAUGGUGUGUUUAGAACUGCAAUUUGUACCCUGCAUGUCAACUUAUAAUCUAGAUCAAACUUUUCGUUUGAGUCUUGACUUCCUACACCAGGGUUCUUCCUCAGUAAAGUUUCGUAGUUCUGUGUUUUAUGGGUGUAUAUGAAACUGUCUACUCUCAUAUACAGGAGAAAUGGGACAGCAUGACAAGAAAAUGGAGAGACAACAGAUCAUUGGUUCAAUCGGUCAGACUAUUUCUUAUUGACGAGGUUAGCACACUUUUACAGUAAACAAACCUGGGCAAAUUGCCUUAGAUAACUGAACAAGUUCUAAUGUAUAUUGGCAUUAUACUCUAGAAGUACUGAGAUAGCAGUGAGACGGGACCCACAACUUGGGUCCAUAACAUUGAUUAACGAACACAUGCGGUGCUCGACGUUUUUCCCUUCUGAUGUGGCUGCGACGAAGGAACUAAAAGAAAACAUUGCUCAACAACAUGUACAUUGAGAGGGAGGAAGGGAAGCACCGGGGCUAUGCGACCCAAGUUAGGUUUUUAUUACUUAAUUAGUAUUAUUAUAGGCAAAUUAUAGGAAGUAUUGGUAUGAAAGUAUAGGGAGCAAGGAUUCUGGCCUUUGGAUAAGUGGGAAAACAAAACUGAAUAGAGCACAUGACUCAGUGGCAGAUCAGAGAAGUUUCCCUGCCUGAAGGUAUCUCUCACAUCACCUCUUUAUGUUCACAGGUUCAUCUUUUGAACGAUGACUCACGUGGAGCUACAGUCGAGGCAGUCAUAAGUCGCAUGAAGACCGUUCAGUCUACCAUGACUCGAAAUAACACUGACAGUCCUAACAGAGAGGGCAUGCGGUUAAUAGCUAUUUCAGCCACCAUACCAAACAUUGAAGAUGUAAGUCGAGAGGAAAAUAAUACUCAAUUUUCAUUUUUGUGUUGACGCCGCCCAGAGACUAGCGCUUGGCACCUUUUGUUGGGUUCCUUAAGUAGUGGUGCGGUUUUCAACUUUGUGUUGUAACAUGAGGUCUGGUCAUCAUUUUAAUUUGUCUGACCUAUACUUUAUCCUCUGAUUCACCAGAUCGCUGCUUGGCUUGGAGGAAUUGACUCUCCAGCUUCACACUACAGGUAAAAAUCUGUUAUGUAAAGAACCCACGUUACAUUGGAUCUUCUGAUAUGCUGGAAGCCAAUUUUCUGAACACUUCUACUGAAUGCUAUUUCGCGAACUUCUUCGAAACUUAUGGAUGGUCGCAGCCGGCUAUAGGUAACCAGGGUCUCAUUUUCUCACAGGUACACAAAGAACACGCAGAAAUCUUCUCCUCUGAGACCACGCAACGUGUGCACUGUUGUGAUAUCGCACUCGACUACCCCAUAGCAUAUAAUGGCAUUUUUUUGUAAUGCCUACCCUAUUGUAUUUCGUUGUUUACAGUAUGGACGAUUCUCACAGACCAGUGAAGCUGAGAAAGGUUGUCCUUGGCUUUCCCAAGGGAAGUAACUUCUCCGACUUUCGCUUUGACCUGUCACUAAACUAUAAGCUGAGUGGUAUCAUUCAAACUUACUCGGAUAGAAAGCCUACACUUGUGGUAAGUUAAACUUACAAGAAGAAAUUAGUUUCUUUUGUCAAGCGCCAAAGCAGUGGCGAUGGGUUGUAUUGAUGAAUUGAGACUGUAAUUGCUGUUCGUCCUCAGAGACAGUCCAGUCGUAAAAGAGUAUAGUGUAAAGGAAGCCGCAAUGUAAUGGAACAAGAUGUAUCAUCUAAAAUACAACCUGGAAUAGAAAAAUUAUUAUGGGAGUCAUAGAAACAACUAGAGGGAUUUUUACUUAACCCGUGAAAUAGGUAGUACAAUACUACGCACUAUUAGACACUAAUUCUAUUGUCUUCUUUUGUUUAUUUGUAGCUAUUUUGCACUAGUUGCCGGUUAUUAUCUGUUUCACGGUUCAAGUAAAAUCACUCUUUUACGAGUUCUUCGCAGUGCUUACAGUUAUGGAAUCUCUCUUACAUGAAGGUUCCAUUCAGUUAACGGCUUUCUAAUACAUCCUUUUUAUUCGUCAGUUUUGCUCAACAAGGAAAAGCGCACAGCAAGCAGCACAGAUGCUCGUUAAAGACGCAAGAUUUAUCAUGAACUCCCAGCAUAGACAAAGGUAGAUGAAUCAUUUCAAGGACAAAGGAUAUACCAGAUAAACUGCAACACAGCCAACGAAUCAUAGUGAGCUCCCAGUUCCAUUUAAUGUGUCACUAUCAUCAAAUUCCCUUGUCAGGAUAUUAAUCUUAAGAAUAGAUCUUCCAUUGCACGCAUAAGCAUUACUGUAACGUUCAAAGUUACGUGUAUUUUGAUCAACUAAUGCCUAAAUGAAAAAUUACAUAAACAGCAAAUAUUAAAUGUUACCUAUUUGAAACUGUAUUUUUUCUUAUUCUCUGAAGGCUUCAAAGAACAGCCAACUCUCUUCAUGAUUCUAAACUUAGAGGUUAGUUCCUGCUCUACAACGAAGUCUUAUGAAAUAAAUAAACCAUUCAACAAAAUAAAGCAAGUAGGGUUUAUCAUUACUGACACUUGAGUGUGAUAAAGCGUCGUGAAGAAUGAUUUCACUCCAAUAAAAUACCCACCUAGUGUUAAUUUUGUUCCAAAGAACACACCACAAGCACUAGAAAUCAACAUUAAAACUUACACCGAACAUCGGGACCUUCAAAGUUGAGAUGCUUAUAAACGUGUAAAGUGCUUCAAGUUACCUUUUUUCACUGCAGAGCUCGUGAUAUGUGGGAUUGGGUAUCACCAUGCAGGACUAGAUCCAACUGACAGGCGAAAUGUUGAGACGAUGUUUAUCAAGGGGGACAUACCUGUAUUAUGUAAGUGCCGGCAGUUGGUCUUACUGUUUUCCUUUCAUUACUUUUUUGUCUGUUGGAAAGAGCUUCCUGCGAUUAAAGCAUUAACCUUUUUGUCACGAAAAAAGACGUAAAGGGUAAAAGUACAGCACAAAUCACAGUCGUUAAUUUCUCUUUGUCUUUCUUCUUUAGUUGCCACCAGUACUCUUGCUGUAGGGGUAAGUUUUAUAGUGGAGUACGCUUAGUUUUGUGCGACCGAAGACAACGUUCAAAAAGUUUUUACAUUUAACAUUAUUGCUUCAUUUGGCUAGCAGUUAAUAAGAUGAGAACACACUAAAACAAGGACUUCUUUUGAUAGGUGAAUCUUCCCGCACAUCUCGUUAUCAUCAAGUCUACCGCCCAUUAUGUAAUGGGAGUUUUUCAGGAAUAUUCCGAAACUCAGAUUCUACAGAUGAUUGGCAGAGCUGGAAGACCACAGGUAGUCUUACAAUUACUUAUUUACUUGCAAUAUUUUCUUAUUACUUAUUUAUAUACAUCUCAUCUAUUUUCCUACGAUUUUAAAAAGCUGCAUGAUGAGCACUCGUAGAGAUGACAACUAUGGAAAGCUGGGGAAACAGGCGACCAAACAAAAUAAGAUAUCGAGGGCAGAAAAAGCGAAGAGCUAAAACACACUGUUUGAAAAGACGUAUUGUAGAUUUAGGGCAAUUUUGCCAUUUCUAUUAACCAAACUUUUUUCUUUUUCAGUUUGACACCUCAGCAACCGCGGUCAUUCUAACAACGAGCGCUAAUAAGGUUUGCCAUAUCAUGAUUUUGUUUUCACAAUUGACAGUGCUAUACUGUCAGUUUGUGUUUCGAUUCAUUUCUAAGUUGUCAAGUGAUUCCCACCGGUCGACAGCGUCUCCUUCAUUUAAACUGUGUUACAGGAAAAAUAUACCGGUUUACUUGAAGGAACUCAGAAGUUGGAGAGCAGGUGAGUUGAAAUAUUUGAAUACUAGUACUUUUCUUCAUUUUUCAUACAGCUAAAUGGAUUGAUCAGGUCAAACGAUGUUGCAGAACGUUUGGAUUCUUUUCCUCUUAUACAAUAUAAUUGUUUCUGAUUGGACGAAAGCGCCAACUAAAAAAGUUUACUUUUUAGGGUUAACAGAGCUAUUGGCAAAAGUUAAGAAUUCAUUGUGGUUCUUAAGGUUACGAAUCCCAACUUGCCUAGCAAACCAGUUGGUUAUUUAUUUACAAGCGUGACCAAGGAUUAGAACUUCGGAACAACCAAGAGCAAAUCCAGCUGGCGGUUAGAACGGGGAUUUAACUCCGGGCCUCUGGAUUGCAGUUCCGAUCCAGCGCUCUUACCGCUAGGUCAUGCUAUCUCCUCCCAGCCUUUUUUUUGUUGCUAUAUACAUCAUUUCAUGGCAGCAUUUGACCACCAGCGUGGUUUAUUUUUAUAAGCUGAGGCGACAUUCAGUUAUUGAAAAGAGGUUUACUGAUACGUCACCAAUACCAUGGUUAUUACUAUUCCCAGCCUGCACCAUCAUCUUAUCGAGCAUCUGAAUGCAGAGAUUGUUCUCAACACAAUCACGGAUGUGACUAUUGCGCUGGAGUGGCUGAAAUCAACCUUCCUGUAUAUAAGGAUCCUGAAAAAUCCUCUGCAUUACGGUACGUUGAAUAAUCUGUUUGAUUCAGGGAUAAGAUCAAGUCUUACCCCCUGAACUUACGUUGUUUGUAAAUAUUUGUAGCUUUUAACCUGAGCGCAUACAACAAUAUAGUAUUGCUGUUAACACUAUAUUUUCACUUUGAUUUCUAAGGGAUUCCUGAAGGGCUGAAGAAAGAAUGUUUGGAACAGAAACUUCAAGGUGACUUCUAAGCAGUGAUCCAGGCACCGGCCUUAUAAUUGCGCUCUACGUAAACGUACCGGCGCCUGCUACACCUAUGACUUGAGUCUGUAUGUCGCUAGCGACGUAGACAUAACAAAACAGCAAGUGCGAGAAUAAAAGUCUCUAGUCAAUUGAAUAACGACGUCAAUAUAAUCUCAAGCAUACGAAGAGAAAACAUUUUGAUCCUUGUGCUUGCCCUUAACGAUAUGCUUGCGUCCCUAACUUGUAUAAAAGCUUAUAAAUCAUGGUUUUUUGUUUCAUUCCUUUUCCUCUUGAUGUCAUGGUUUGUUUCCUGGCGUCUUGGCGAAGACCGGCGUAGUCAAAUGCUCUUUUUUUUUUAUUUUUCCAUCUUUUGAAACAGACAUUUGUUUGAAGAGCCUAAACACGUUGGAGCGGGCAGGGCUUAUAAAAAUGGACGAUGGAUUUGAUCUGAAGCCCACAGGUGGGUUUUUAAUCUUCAAACUGGAGUGAUCAUGCGCGUAAGAUCUUGAAUAGCAGGAAAAUCGGGCAAGUAAUUCAUUUCUAACCCAGAAUAGGUUUUUUUCGAAUGCUAUGCUCUUUCUUGCAUUUGGUGAACAUUUUCUUGAGUUCAUGUGUUGUUUACCGAUUGGCUGCAUUCGUGAGCCCCCUUACAGAAGAUGUCCGUUAAUAUCAGAUCUUUUACUUCUGUUACUUAUCAUCCUUGCCUCUCAUAUUUUGUUAUAUUUUAGAGGCAGGUCGACUGAUGGCCAGGUACUGCAUUGCCUAUGACUCAAUGAAACAGUUUCUUGAAAUUAAGGGAAAGGAAAGCCUUAGUGACUUGGUAAGCGGCUUUUCUUCUGUCGUGCUAUUUAUUUAUUUACCCAUCAUUGUAAAAGUUGGUAUUCUUAAGUAUACGUGAGCAGGAGAUCUCAGCAAGCUCUGCUGAGCUUUUUAGAGGAGAUCCCAAACUUUAUUUAUCAAUUAAAUUACUAAUACAUUGUUUGGCGCUAACCGAUCUAUUGUUGAGAGUUUCUUUUUCGUUUGACUUCACGUCGGAGUUACCCUAAGGUUACAAAUUUUAGGUUGAGCUGGUUUCGAAAUGCAAGGAAUUUUCAGAUGUUAAGCUACGAGUCAAUGAAAAAAGAGCGCUGAAUGGUCUAAACAAGGACAAGAACAAGCCAACUAUAAGGUAAAACAAUGCCCCCUGUAUUUAUAGGGAACAAAGUAAUUAUGAGUAUGGGCUGCAUGUCUCAAUGAAAAGCAUUCAGCUCUUAGCACAGCCACCAAGGAAACCUGGUUUAAUGCUGUCAAACAUAAAGGGAAAAGGGAUUGAAAUGGACGUUACCGUGGUUAAGUGAGUGGUUAAAACAUUUUGUCUCUUGUUUUUGGGUAGGUUUCCAAUUAACGGAAAAAUCAAGACAACGGACCAAAAAGUUAACUGGUACGUCAGUCCUACAGUACCGUGUGUCUCAAUUGUUGUCUUGUAACCUGCUUAUAGCACUUUAUUUACAAUCUUCAGCCUCAUUCAAGCGACGCUUGGUAACCUUGCUAUAACGGACUUUACCUUAAGUCAAGAUGUUACGGUCAGUUCAUAUUUCACCUUGUUUUUCGAUUCUGUCAAAAUUUAGGGGCUGACAGGAUUUUUUUCAUUUGAGACAGUAAAAGUUAUACUUAUUUAGUUUUUCCUCAUCAUAUUUUUUCUUCAGAAAAUCUUCAGAGCCGGACAAAGAAUCACUCGUUGUAAGUGAAAAAAUAAUAUGUGGUUAUUAGUUUUGUUUCUAAACGAUCGACUGUCCAUCCUCAGAGACCCAGGGGCAGUCAGUCUGGUCGAGACUGGCGCGACGAAAGUUUUCAAGCUGAAAAAUUUCGUCUCGUCUUUUCUCCGACCCGACUGACAGCUCCCUGGUCUCCGAGGGUGUAAACUAUCGUGAAAGCAAAAUAUCGGACAUUUUUCUUUUGUUUUGCGUUGGAAGCAGGCAAGUCAUUAACCAAUCAGAAUAUCUAAAUAUACCGAAAAGAAAAAUGUAUCCAGCUUGUUUGUUGGCUAGCUGCUUUUCAAAAAAUUUCAGCGCCGGAAUAAAAUACUGAUUUUGGAAACUUUUCUUGAAAGUGAAUUAAAUAUUUGACCGAAUACUGUUCGAAUUCAGUGAAAAUGUUUUAUUUUUACACGUUAUUUUUGUAAAUUGGGUAUGCACCCCCCAGUAUCGCUCAUGAGUUCUGUUUACUUUGUGGUACUGAAAGCGUUUGUCUCAUCGCAUUACAGGUUUGACUGAACUUCAAAUGUUGAAAAAUGAGUUUCUGUCACUUCAGAACUCGAUCAUCCUUGCAAAGUGUAUUAGAGCCAGGUAAUUACAAGCAUAACUGUAAGAUAUCAAUGCCGAAUAUUGCAUGCUACACAAACCGUUGAAACUGUCCUUACAUGUUUGAGUUGUUUUGUUAGAUUGUGGGAGAAUUCAAAGUUUGUUUCAAGACAACUGGAGAAAAUUGGUAUAUACCACAAUACGUGUUUCGAAUUCAUAAAUGGUGAUUGAAGUACAUUCAAACUUCUUUUUCUUACAGUAAAAGGCUAAGAGCUCUACUAUACAUUUUGUUUUAGGGCCUAUGUUAUCGACUAUGAUGGUCAACGCUGGUUUAACAACUUUCAAAAAAAUCGAGGAGACGAAUCCUAGAGAAAUAGAGAUGGUACAGAAUUUUGGAGUGAAAUGUCAAUCAGCCCCAUAGUAUUUAUUUGUAUUAUUUGUGAUGCCAAUUAAUUUUACUUUUCAGAUUGUGAAUCGCCAUCCACCCUUUGGAAGCCAGGUAAUCAGAUGUAGAGUGAAGUGUAUUUUCAUAGUAAAUUCUUAUGUGUAUAACAAAUAGCUUUGAAUAUGAUAUAUAGAAGAUGUGACGAUCAUAUUGCUGAAAUACACUUCUCAGGUUUAGUAACUGCUGCUUGGUUGACUAAUUUCCAGGGAAACUUUUUUUAAAAUUAUUCAUUAUCACCCAACAUUGCAGGCAAAACUUUCAUUCCUCAUUCUAUGAAUCGAUCUGAAGUGCUUAAAGAAACGAUAUCUACUGACUGAUGUAGAGUUAAGUUAGUUUAUCUUUGUAAAAACUUUGAUUUGUUGAUCGCAGAUUCGAGAAGCAGUUUCAAAUCUUCCAAAGUAUGAGCUCUCCGUUCAGCAGGCAAGUUUCGUAAUUGUCUUUUUAGACAACGCCCUUUGCUUCACAUUAUUGUCUGUCACGGUUUAUAUCAACCCAAGGUAGACUGACCUCCGGAGAGACAAACACUGUUGUAAAUAUCUAAUAAUGGUGGUGUAGUGUGAUUGACUGGUCUGCGAUUUUCCACCAUAGUUGCAGGCCAUGGUAUAGUAUGGUAUGGUAACUUUAUUUAUACACGGUAUUUCCUUCAGGUACAUUUACUUUCAGGUAUAGAAAACUAACUACCUAACUAAACUAGAUCAUAAGAUGGAAACUAAAAUAAUCAAGAUGAAAAGAAAACACCUGCUUUUCAAGGAAGCCGUGUGUAAAAAUAACAUUUCGCUAAUUUAAAUUAUUUCACAAUCAAAUUAAGGUCCCAUCACCUGCCUAAAUUUAUUCAUAUUAGAAAUCCCCCCACUCGCACUACGGGUGUAUUAAAAGCAAGUUCGUUUUCAUCGUACGCGUUCUAAUCGAACCUGCAAUAGGUGGUAUUCCUAAAAUAACAUUUAUCUUUAUGACCAACAGUGAAGUUUUCUGACAACGGUUUAAUUUAUAUGGAAACUUCUGUAUAAAACAGGCUGGCAGACACCAACCCAAUCGUGCAGAGAUAGUUGUCACAGUAACCAUGACGAACUACCUUAAAAGAAAAGAAGCGAUCAGCACAGGAAGGAACACUCACUUUUGUAUUUUGUUGGUUUCUGACGCAGAUAACAAAGUGGUUUUUAAACAGAGACUAGGGUAAUGUCAUGUUAUUUAAGGACGAUGGUGACAAAGAAAGCUAUUUUAUCGACUUUGGAUUUUAAGUGAUAUUAACACUGAGAGGAUUGAGGCUGACUGUUAAAAACAACAAAAAAAUGGAAUGGUGAUUAUAGUGUUUAUGAUGCUGAUAAUGAUAAUGACGACAAUGAUUAUGAUGAUGAAAAGGCACGAGGACCAGUACAGGAGGAUGAGGAAAGAGGCACACGAAUAGCUGGAGUCAUGAUUGUAUUAUUGACGUUUUUUUUCUACAAUUUGGCUUUAUUGCCUUUAUGAUUAGAAUUUGGUGAGCGUCUCAUGCUUAUAUGGGUAAGCCAACUUAUAGAAGCAGGAAAUUUUUCCUCUUAAUCAGGCCUUUUCAAAAUACUGAUUUAUUAUUAAUACUUAGUUUGCGAAGAGCUUUUUUUUUUAGUAUUCUGUACCAUUUUGAUACUAGGGACGCCUUUUUUAUGAAGGAGGGGUACUGGAGUAAGCGGGUGGAUGUACAGCGAACAAAAGUUCAAUCCUCGGAGCUCAGCAUCAACCUCAUUAGCCAAGAAUAUGGUAAUACCAAUUCAAUGAUAAAUGUGUAUAUACAGCUCUCAUUGCCUUGAUUCAUUCAAAUGAUAUUUUUAAUACAGCAAUGUCUUAGUGACUCGGCCAUCUUCCGUAGACCGAUCGAAGAUGACUCUUGGUUUCUAUCAGCCAUGGGUUUGCUUCUAUUCAUGUUGCUUUGUCUUUUACCCUUUCAAAGACUGAGGAAACUGCUAUGUUUCUUUGUAAACGACAGUGAGAUAUGCAGAUAAUAAUCGUUACUUUAACUGCGAGUCUUAAUCAAUCAGUAUCACGUACAAGUAAUUUCAGUUGUUAGAGACCUUAAGAUGCGACGAUGGCGACGGCAGGCAACGAGAGCGUCAGAAAGCAUUAGGUACCCACUAUUCUCCUGACCUGACCCCGUGACCUCCCUCACUAGCAACUGCGACAGCUAUACGCGUGGCGGCAAAUGAAUCCACCCAUAAUAAGCCGAACAACAAUACAUUUGCCGUCAACUCGCAUAGUAUACGUAACUACGACGUAGGAUACCAGUACAUAAACUCCAGGAGAGUUGACAAAGAAGUGAGUUGGAAUAUAAACCGCGAUAAAGACUGAAAGAACUUGAAUCCACUUAGCGAAGACAUUUCGCCGCCGUUGCCCGUCCUCAGAUCUCAAGGUCCAUAAUUUUGUUGAUAGUCAGUGCAUCUCUUUACUUUCAGUUGGUUUUGAUGUGAGUACAACCUAUUCCCCUUAUUAUAGUGGAGGCCAGGCCUACUUAACCGUAAGUACAAAGCAAUAUAAAGAAACAGAAAUCUGAUGAAGACGUUUGGCAUCUUAAGAAUAUUUAUCACUCCAAACGGCAGCUUUUGAGUUUUUGCUGGGAGUUGGCGAAUUUGUUUUAUCAACUUGUCUUUUAGCUAAUUAAACCAAAUUUUAACGGCACGCACGCUCUAACGGCUCAUCACAAAAUGUGGUACGCAAUACUCCUUCUUAACCUUGCACUGAAUUGAAUAAAAAACAAUUAUAUUUCUUUAUUGUCUUUCCAGUGACUUCAGUAAGUCAGUCACUGUCAACAAAAUUCCUAUAUAUUCCGGACUAGGCACGCUCCAAUUACUUAUGACUUCACUCCUUAGUUCAAACGAUUCGCGAUGGCUACUAUCCUUUCUUGACGCAUUUUAUUUUCAAAGGUUAAGAGGGAAUCACAAGCAAGUAAUCCACUGAAUGUGAAAAGGGUUGAAUCUAAUGUAAAUUCAGGUGAGUCUGAGUUGACCGUCUAUCUCUGAAUUAAGUUGCGCGUAAAACAACAUAAAUUAUAAAGUAAAUUUUUAGUGGUGUAAUUAAUCGUAGAGCUGAGUAAGUCAUUUAUUUGAAAGUCUGAUUAUCAGUCGAAAUACAGCGCUGGUCUGAUUGCCUGGAGAACUUGGCUGGAGACAGAUUAACUAUGAUUUAAGGCCAUGGAACUAGGACGUAACUACGGAUGAGAGGAUGGGUGUGUUUCUUAAAUAUUGAGCGAAAACUGUUGUUGUUAUUUCCAGCGUCCACGUGCAGUUCUAUACCACAGACUGGAGGACUCAGAGUUCCUUGCAGUCAUCGAUGUUCCAAUAAGGACGCAUAUCCUUUUAAAACAGAACAGUGAAUGAACGUUUUGAAAAUGAUACAAUUGUAGGCAAUCUAGCUCAAACCAAAGAAUAGUCUUGUCUUUGAAGUCUUGUCAGUAAGGACAAAACUUCAAAUCAUUCCGAGAUAGGACUUUCGAGAUUAAUCCAUCAAACACGAAGCAGUUAGGUUACAAGUCUGAAUUAGAAAAAGGUAAUGUUUACGGUUCGAUUUUCUUUUCUUGCUUGUUACUAUAAGAUUCAAUUGAUGUGCUAGAUACCCUUAAUGAAACGCACUUGUGGUCACGACUGUUGCAGACAAGGAGUGAGUUUAAGAGUCAAGAAAAAGAAGGCAGAGGUAAGUUAGUAAUCCUCCUUUUUCCCUUCUGUCUUAUUUACGCACUAAACUAAUUCAGAUAUGAAAAACUUGGUAGCCUAGAUAGCAUUAAAGGUUGUAACGCUGAAGGUCCGUACCCGUCUCUUAGACUACCACCCUAGUGCAACCCUAGCCUUAUCCUGGAAGAUAUGAUCCGUAAAGGUCUUGCAGGUAUGUGUAUUUUGAGGAUGCGCCGCACUUGGUCAUUCUUUUAGGUUUGAUCCCAAAAGGGACGACUCCCGUUAACGGCCUUUUGACGUUUCCUUGUAGCCAUUACCGAUAGCAUAUACACAUGGCAUACAAUUAGUUGAUCAUAUUCCACGGAUAUUAAAGCGACUUAAGACUCCUUCCCACAAGUAUUUCUUAAGUAGGUACAAUACAUAACUUACCAAGAAACGCGCUUUUAACGUCAGGCUUGCAGACUUGAUCUUUAUUUCAGUCGCUUCUUUGGCUUACGUUUAGAUGGAUCAGAGUAAGGAACCUCCACGCUUAGCAGCGCAAAUCACACCAUGUAAAGGUAACAGAUAACUAUAAAAUUUAUUACUUUUUGCAGAGCCUUGUUGCGUUCCCCAGUGUUAAACAUUAUUAGUCUUUCUUGAGUUAAGCUAUUCCUUAGCUUUUAAAUGGGAGCCAAUAAUGUACAUGGUAACGGCUAACGCAUGAAUUUAGGCUGAUUUAGCAACAGGACGGGAACGUCAGUUGACAACGGCGCGCACAAACUAAACAACUGGCUUGACCAAUGGCAGAGCGGCAAAUUGGGCACCGGAAAGUUGUGUUUAGUCCUUUCCGCGUGCUUCCCCGUCGUCAACUGACGUUCCCCUCGUGUUGCUAAAUCAGCCUGAUGCUAAGUUGGCUGUAACGUUCUAUGGUGGUCUUAGCCUGCGCGGCUGGCGUUGAAAGGGCAAGGGGGAAUAAGGCAGCAAUUUUGCCUUCCCCUUUUGACGCCUGCCACGCAGGCUAGAAUGGUCCAGGUAUCUGAUAUGACUCAAAUCCUGCUCUCUGAUUGGCGAGAGUCCGAAAAGAUCUUGAAGUGCCUUUCAUUGUUAAUUAAUCUUAAAUUAGUCACUUAUUUAUUAAAACUACAUACCGUGAUAAAACCUAAUAUCAAAAGAAAGGCACGAUUUAUCUUGUAGAUAAAGCCUUCAGAAAGAAUUUAGAACUUGCUGAACCGAGUCAUAUGGACGUUUUUCUCAAAAACCUUCACCAAAGAACAGAAGCGAUUCCCGGAACGCCUACCGCUAAACGCUUGAAG
This is a messenger RNA of Porites lobata, 20927 nucleotides long. NCBI's taxonomy places the organism in Eukaryota, Metazoa, Cnidaria, Anthozoa, Scleractinia, Poritidae. The record is from the annotation of a GenBank genome assembly.